AUGUCGGAGAAGCUCCCAAAGACGAAGGACAUCGUAAAUGGCGUAUUCGGUGUGGUGAAAGAGUACGGCAAGCUCGCGGGUGAGCUCCCAGUGAAGGACUACGACUACCACAUGGUAUUCCCUGGGUUUAGACAGCAAAUAAAGCGGCACAGCGAGUCCGUCGUCGAGUUCAUGGAUAAGUGCUCUCAACUGCUUCCCGCGAAGCGCCGCGUCACUCUGCAGAGCGGCACUGGUAGUCUCACCGAUACACAGCGGUCUGCCGUCAUGGAGGCGGUGGACUCGCUUUUGGAGAACGUUGAUACUUUGUUGGAUGAUUUGAAAGGGAGGCGUUUGAAUGCAAAAGAUCAGCUAUCUGUGACUUUUGGCUCAGAGCUGCAGAGCCUCUCCUCCUCUGGGGCGGCGGGGGCGCACAUUCUUCGGCCACAACUCACGUUUGAGCAGCCGGUGGACAACAGCUUCACGCCCUUCUGUCCUGUGUACUACGACGAAGAGGGCAAACGACAUGUGGCGCAGCCCGGUGUUCACCCUUUCGCUGCGCGGAUUAAAGAAGCCCGCAUUCCUGAAGAGCAGUUGCUUCGUUGUGCAGAGACACCGUACCUUCCGUUGGCUACGUGCCCACUUUGCUUCGUGGACACGGUGGAGGGCCUUGAAAAAGUUGUGGCGACACUUCUCAAGGAGAAGGAAAUCGCAGUGGAUCUCGAGCAUCAUGACUUCUACUCGUAUCAGGGUUUUACAUGUCUCAUGCAGAUCAGCUCACGUACGGAAGACUUCAUCAUUGAUUGCCUCAAGCUAAGGUCAUCAAUGCACCUGCUGGCCCCUGUCUUUUUGCAGCCACGUAUUCUAAAGGUCUUCCACGGUGCGCGUGAGGAUGUCCGGUGGCUGCAGAAAGAUUUUGGUCUUUACAUUGUGAACUUCUUUGACACAGGCAUUGCGUUGCAAAAGUUGCACAUGCCGCAUAGUCUGGCAUUUGCCGUGGACCACUUCUGUCAGGUGAAACUGAACAAGAAGUAUCAAACGGCAGAUUGGCGCAUCCGACCUAUACCUGCAGAGAUGGUGGCCUACGCGAGGCAAGACACACAUUUUCUCCUCUAUGUGUAUGACCGGUUAAAGGCUCUGCUUCUUAACGCUGAAGGACGUGCAUCCAUUGGGAAUCUGCUGGUACAUGUGUUUAAUGAGAGCCGUCGACUAGCGCUGGAGCUCUACGAGAAGCCACAACUAGACCCAGAAAAUACCUACAAGCUAGCGUUAGGUCGAAGUUUGGGUGGAUUGACGUCGUCACAACUGCAGGUAGCGCGAAAUGUGUUCAACUGGCGUGAUGCCGCUGCAAGGGAAGUGGACGACUCGCCUGCCGCUGUCAUGCAACUCUCUUCUGUGUUGGCUAUCGCCACCAAACUACCGAAAUCUGCGAAUGAUGUGCUGAAGUGCUGCAGCCCGGUGAGUGUUGUGGUUCGCACCAAUGUCAUGAAGCUUGUUCAAAUAGUAAGGGAUGCUGUGGGCAGUGCGGCUGCUCUGCAUCUGGAGGAGGAAGACAAGGAUGUGAAGAUGGAACCUUCACGCGAGGCAGGAGUUGUUGCCCGCCCUGUUGGCGUUCACCGGCCAAUGACAGGAACACUGCCAUCCCUGGAGGAGGGUGCAAGCCCUGCACCAGUGCUGGAGAACACCCCAGCGGUUGUGUGCACUGCCCCCUCUGCAUGGUUCACCGCCAUGCUCAACCUCGCAGCGGUCCUCCGCAGCAAGCGGCAGCCGACCGUCUCUCUUCCUGGUCACGAGGUGGUCAAACUUCUGCAGGAUAAGGCUGCAGUGAAGCGGCCGCGCGAUGCUGAGAAGGUUGCGGAGCAAGAGAAGACUGAGACAGCUUCGCCUGAUGACCAUCAAUGCGACAGUAUUAACACUGUCGAGGAGGAGGGUGAUAAAAUGAAGGUGAAUGAUAAAGAACUGGAGCAGAAUGGUGAAGGCAAGAGUGGCGUACCAACUGAAGCGAGCAACGCAUCGGCUGUGCAACCGAUGAAGCACGAAGAACGGGCUGUGGCGCUCCGACAGCAAUACGGCACCGGCAGCACUAAUCGCAAGAAGGCUAAAGUGGAGAAGGUCAAAAAAAACAUUGAUGUUUAG
Molecule: messenger RNA, 2112 nt
Organism: Trypanosoma grayi
Lineage: Eukaryota; Euglenozoa; Kinetoplastea; Trypanosomatida; Trypanosomatidae
Product: ribosomal RNA processing protein 6
Exons: 1
Coding region: 1-2112 (703 amino acids)
Biological process (GO): nuclear polyadenylation-dependent antisense transcript catabolic process; nuclear polyadenylation-dependent snoRNA catabolic process; exonucleolytic trimming to generate mature 3'-end of 5.8S rRNA from tricistronic rRNA transcript (SSU-rRNA, 5.8S rRNA, LSU-rRNA)
Cellular component (GO): nucleolus; nuclear exosome (RNase complex)
Molecular function (GO): nucleic acid binding; nucleotide binding; 3'-5'-RNA exonuclease activity
Source: RefSeq, a predicted model, not a curated record